This is a messenger RNA of Corticium candelabrum, 2293 nucleotides long. RefSeq lists its product as uncharacterized. The transcript is spliced from 13 exons. Lineage: Eukaryota; Metazoa; Porifera; Homoscleromorpha; Homosclerophorida; Plakinidae. Gene Ontology annotation, biological process: signal transduction. The record is from RefSeq and is a predicted model, not a curated record. Bases 5 to 1603 code for a protein of 532 amino acids.
UUCAAUGGCCGAGGACGCCAUCGCCGUCGCACGUCCAGAUUGGGAUGUUUUCCUCUUGCAUCGACGAGACGAGCGCUCUGCAGCAGUCACUGCCAUAUACCGGGCGUUUCGAAAACUGAACAUAAAAACGUUCUGGGAGUACGAAUGUGUCGACUGGGGACAGUCUCCGCUUUCUGCUAUUGAUGCCGGUCUGCAUGCUUGCCGCGUUGUAAUCGCUCUUGUCAGUCGCGACUUCUUUGCUUGCGAGAAAUCGAUCAGACUGCUUGAUGUCGCACUGGAGCUCACUGAUUGCGACAGGAGACGGAAAUUGCUUUUGGUGUCUCUGGAUAUCGAUGUGCCUUCUGAUGUGCUCGUGCGCAGAACGCCGAGAUUGCCUUGGACUGGAUGUCUCAGAUUUUCCUAUCCGUCAGAUUGCAAUGAAGUUGCGAGACACGUGCAGACAGUCUUGAAAGGUCUGGUGCAAGACACGUCACCUGAGAACAAUUUGGUACAAAAUAGAGCUUUGGUGCCAGACAUUGGCGCAUUGUUUCAACUACUCAGAGACGAAGGCGACAAUGUUAUUCUUGUCAAGGACACUCUUUUGCUGAUCAGUGAACGAGCCUUGACAGUGGACGAUAGAAAAUUUGUUUUAUCUGUAAAGGGAUUUGAACCAGUUGUCGCUAUGUUAUCAAAAUACUCUAACGACAGCAUAAUCUUUCAGCAUGGUUUGGCCGUUAUUGCUAGGAUGUGUUAUGGAAGCGUUCCUAACAAAUGUCAUGCGAAGGAAUGCUGUGCUAUGACUCAAGUAGUGCAAGCACUUCGUAAAUUUGAAAACUUUCGCGAUGUGCUGCAAGAGGCAUUGGCAUGUGUAAAAAAUAUGUGCUUAGAGUACGAAGAAAACAGGAAAGAAUUUGUUGAGAAUAAUGGCGUUGUGUUGAUCGUUCGGGUGAUGAGGAAACACAAAGACGACUUAGUGCUACAGAGAUGGACGUGUGCUGCUCUCUGUGCAUCUUUUUCUUAUUCUGCGUUCGCUGUUGAUCAGUUUGUUGGUCAUGAUGGGUUGGCACUGUUGCGUCGAGCAUUACAGUUUGUCAUUCCAGGGACGCACAGCGAUCGAGACGAGAUUAUUCAGAAAUGGGCAUGCCAUGCUGUCGCUCAACUUGCAAAUAUAGUAAGGGUGGACUUGCUCGAAUUAGGAGUUUUGCAGCAAUGUGAAAUAACUAGACAACAAUUUCCACAACAGAGUCCUGCUUAUGAAGCGGCGUCACAUGCUAUUCAUUGUCUCUUACAUCCAGACGAAACAGGUGCUAUGAUACAUCCUAGUUUGAAAGCAUCAUCUCUAGACAUUUACUUUAUUCUUAAUGAGAUACGGGGAUCACCACACUGUGCUCCUGUUUUAGCAUAUGGCUUUACAUUCAUGUUUCACAAUUCUGUAUCUAGUCGGAGAGACUUUUUGCGCGAGGGCGGCAUGCAGAUGGUCGUGCAAGUGAUGAAUGAUUGUCGACAUGGCAAUGAUGAAGAAAUUCAACGAUUGGCUUGUCAAGCCAUUAGGGAGUAUUGUUGUGAAUCGGGUAAUCUGUAUGGUAUGGGAUGUCAUGUUAUUGUACAAUGGCUGUGUGUAUAGAUGAAGCAAGGCAUAAGGCGUGUGAGUCAGGAGCCAUUGUAGCAGUGGUUUGUGCUCUGCGUCGGUUUCUGACGAAAUCCGGCAGUCUGCCAGUUACGUCAGAGAUUGUGUGCGUAGCUUGUGAAGCACUUGCCGAGAUAUUUACAAAUACAGGUGAGAGCUAUGAUAUUGCUGCUAAAUGUGGUGCUCCAGCUGCUAUUGUUCAAUCGAUGCAGUGCUUCAAGGACUCGCAUUUAAUUCUUCGAGCUGGAUCGGCAGCUUUGUGUGCAUUGUGCGAGGGUGUUGUAGGAAGACCUGAUCAUAAUGGACUAUUUAAGGAUGACAGUGUCAUUGCAGAGUGCUUGCUUCAUGCUCUUCGUACACAAUCGGGUGAUGAAGCAAUUGUCUGGUUUGUCUGUCGUGCUAUCAAGGCGUUGACAUUGUGUGCUAUUGGUAACUCUCAAGGUCUUUUGAAAGAAAUGGGUACAGUUUGUUGUCUUCAAAAUGUUGCUCAGUUGUAUGACAAGUUUGAGCGGCCGGCCUCUCGUGCUGUUAGAGAUGCUUUACAUUGCUUGGUGACUGCAGGUAACGCAGGAGAUAAAUUAUGACAGAACAAACUAAGAAGUGAACAAUGAGAACCAACUUUGCAGAGCCGGGGAGGUACAGUGAUGAAUUCCCUUCAUGCUUGCACAUGGGUCUGUUUCUCCAUGG